Molecule: messenger RNA, 1838 nt
Organism: Umbelopsis ramanniana AG
Lineage: Eukaryota; Fungi; Mucoromycota; Umbelopsidomycetes; Umbelopsidales; Umbelopsidaceae
Exons: 9
Coding region: 39-1712 (557 amino acids)
Biological process (GO): retrograde transport, endosome to Golgi
Molecular function (GO): phosphatidylinositol binding
Source: RefSeq, a predicted model, not a curated record
GCCCCUCUUUCCCGUCCACUCACUCCACGCAAUUCACCAUGGCAGACUUUGAAGGCUCUGCUGAUUUCAAUGCCUUUGCCUCAGGUCCCGACUUUGAGUCGAGAAAGCAGAAUGAGCCUAUUAAAUGCGGCUGCGCCAUCGAUCGAGCUUUGCACCGCCAAGGAAAUUACAUUUACAUCACUGGAGCUCAAAAACAAUCCGACGGUGGAAGCAAUUCUUACGUUGCAUAUAAUAUCCGAGUCGGGGAUAUAGAAACACGCAGAAGAUACAGUGAAUUUGAAUCUUUGAGAAAAGCCCUUAUUCGAUUAUACCCAAGCGUCAUUGUUCCUCCCAUACCGGAGAAGCAUUCCAUCACCGACUACGCUGCCAUUCAGAAGAGCGUGAAGGAUGAUGUGGUUAUGAUUGAAAAGCGAAAACGAAUGUUGCAAAGCUUCUUGAACAGAAUUCUAAAUCAUGGCAAACUUGGCUCAGAGCAUGUGUUCCACCGUUUUCUUGAAAGUGGAGUCAGCUGGUCUGAAGUUCUGCACUCACCACCAUUGUCGACUCUUCCCAAGAACCCAUUGCAUGUAUCACUUGCGCCAAGAAGUACAAGCGAUUUGCAAGGAAGCGAUAGCUCUCUGCAACCCUCUUCAUCCUCCAGCUCCAGUUUGAUCCCAAUGCCAAGCGCCUCACACACGUUGCGAAAUCCUGAUUCUCGAUUCGUUGAGUCAGAGGCUUUCACCAAUAAAGCUGCCCAUCAUAUGAGUUCCAGUGUCGAUAAAACACAGCGACGGGUCAUUAGACGCUUAGGAGAACUUGCCAACGACUAUGCCGAACUUGGAGCAGUUUACAAUGGAUUCAGUCUCAACGAAACUGGACAAUUAGCUAACGCCAUUGAAAAGGUCGGACAGGCCGUUGAUUCCUCGUACACAAUGACUGGACAAUUGAUAAGCUCUUUGGAGGCUGAAUUCUCAGAACCAAUUCAAGAAUACGCACAAUUCACACAAACCAUCAAGCAAGUCCUCAAGUACAGACAUAUGAAACAUGCUCAAGUGGAAAUGAUAUUUGAUUCCCUGGAAAAUAAGAAAUUAUCUUUGGACAGUCUCGUUCGCAUCGAGGCUGAAGCCAAGCGACUGGAAGAGGCCAUGAAUUCUGGAAGACCAUCGAGCUACAACAACAACAACGGUGAUCACUUUGAGAACACAGAGGCAAAUCCAUAUAGCUCAGGUUAUGACGAUGACAAUCAACAAGAACAAAACCAGGGAACUUCCAAUGAACAUGAAGAUAACGCAAACACUAACGAUCAACCUGAAGUCGAUCCUGAAGCUGAAAACCCCUAUGCAUCGGUAUAUCCUACUGGAGCCGGUGCAGCUGCAUUGAGAGCAUCACGUCAACGAUCCAAGAGAUGGAGCGGACCCACCAAGAUUUUCAGCGCAGUCAGUCAUACGCUACAUGGCAUUAUCGACGUUGACCCAGAGGCUACUAGAAGAAAUCAGAUUGGCAAGACCAAAGAUGCUGUUGCUCAGCUGGAGCAAGCUUUGCAAGUUACGCGCAAGGAACUGGUCGACGUCUCUGCCGACACUCAAGCUGACCUCGACCGCUUCCAAAGACAAAAGAUCAGAGAUUUGAGAGACAUGUUGAUUGCUUAUGCGAAGGUUCACGUCAAAUAUUGUGAAAAGAAUCUUGCAUCGUGGGAGGAAGCAAAGGAAGCAGUGGCCCAGAUACCAGAAUGAUCAAUUUCUUUGGUUCUCAAUCCCUGCAAAACAACCAGUCCUUAUAAUACUCGUCAUUUGUAACAAAAGCUGUCUAAUCUUGCACGAUUCGUGUUUUGUCAUUUCAAACUUUGUCACACCUUCCUC